AUGCCACGCUUUACCCCCUAUGUGAAGCUGCAACUACUGCUCCAUGUUUUCUUACCUGCAUUUGCAAACAUUAAGCAACGUUUCCUCGAACAUCGCAUGGAGACUGACAAGAUACUCCUUGGGUCCUGCCUUUCGGCACUCCUGGUACUGCUUGGCUGUAGUGAGGAACUUUCACAAGAGUUUUCAAGAAAGAAAGGCAUUGACCACAUCCGUGACUUGAUCUCAGAGUCGCCAUUUGUGCACAUCUGCUGUUCUCUCCUUGAAGUAACUGCUACCGUGGACAUUUGGCGUAUCAGUUGUGAGGCUGAAGGUGACAAACAUUCGGAUGUUGUGGAGCAUUUAAAAAGGCUGCCAAAUAUUGAGCUGCUUCAUCACUGUGCAGAGGAAACAGCUAAAAAGCUUCUUGUGCUGGUCAGUGCAGCUGACAGUUUAGCAGAGGUUGACGCAAUGUUGGGUGACUGCACUGUUUUCUGGCAUUCAGUGGUGGACCUUGCUGCAUAUUCACCAGCAUAUCGACAAUUGUUAAAACUAACUUGUGUGCCUAACAGUAAAAACUUCCUUGUAUCACUUCUAGCAGCAGGUGCUAAGAGUGAAACAAUGAACUACAAUAAUCCAUCACUCUUAGAGCUGCUUGAAGUUGUACUUGCACUAAAUAUCUUGUCUGCUCCAGAUGUCUCUGAAGUUGUGGAGAUACUGAAGGAACAGCUCAGUCAGUUUGCCAGUACUGAAGAUGAAAAUCGUUACCUCUGGCUCUGCAAGCUGGUAAUGGACAGUUCUGUAGCAGAAAGCUGCUCCCACCAUAUAAUGCCGCCACAUCGUAAAACAAAGAUGCUGUCUGAAGAGGAGGCUGAUGACGACGGAGAGAGUGCGGGUGCCAGCUCGAGCUAUGUGACAGCUGAUGAGGGCUAUGAGGCCGAUGUGGAGAUACCACUGCAGCCUGUCGGCAAUGCCUGUGCUAUUGAUGAUCCUCGUUGCUCCAGGAGGUAUGAAGUGGUGUGUGCACGUAGCCACAACAGCGAGCACCACCGCCGCUCACCUCGGCUGAUCGAACCCCAGCUCUGCAAACUGGCAGUAGAUAUACUUAUCCGCCUUCCAGAAGUACAGCAGAAAAGUAAAGAAGCAGUGGAAGUAUUGAAACAACUUGCAACAUUAUGCAGAGACUGUGCAGAAAACUGUGCACGGCUUGCAAAGAUUGGGAUGGUAUCAACAUUGCUGGAAGGCUUUGGUCUGAGUCUCAGGCGUAGAGAUGCUACUCUGAUAGGAAAUGACAUUGAUCAUGAUGGAGAGCAGCAGAGGCAGUUGUCAGAAGCAACUGGGGAAUGUUCGAUAAAGCACGGACAUUUUGUAGUGAAAGAAAUGGAUUCUAUCUUAUUAUCAUCAGUGACAGCAGAUUUCUAUGAAAAGGGUGUCCAGUGGCAUACCAGGUCACAAAAUUUAGAGGCAACAGUGUAG
This is a messenger RNA of Schistocerca nitens (vagrant locust), 1452 nucleotides long. RefSeq lists its product as uncharacterized. The record is from RefSeq and is a predicted model, not a curated record. The transcript has 9 exons. Lineage: Eukaryota; Metazoa; Arthropoda; Insecta; Orthoptera; Acrididae. The coding region runs from base 1 to 1452 and encodes 483 amino acids.